UCGAAUAACUUGUGGUUACGUUGCGUUGGCGGUGGUAUUUGGUUCUCUCUGUCUCUCUUUCGCCUUAGCAGACUGGAGUUGCGGGGGAAAUGGGUGGCUCAGGAGACUCAAAGCCGGCGCCAGAGGUGGUAGAGCUGAAGCCGAUCGAAGCGACUCCGGCGAGCUUCCAGGAGUACGGUCAAGUCAUCGAGCCUCACCCUGACAGCACCGAGUUCGGACCCCAAGAUGCACAACUGGACCUCAGCCGUGGCAUUCCCAGGUUUUACAUUAUGCAACUUGAAAACCGACCACUGAAGUUCUCUACAAUCACACAUCACGCAAGUGUGACCCAAUGCCUCGGUUCGGUCGGCGGUCAUGUUUGGUAUCUCGGAGUUGCUAAGCCGUCCAUUGUUGACGACAGUGAAGAAGUGAAGGAGGGUGAGAAGAGUGGGAGGAACAUUGUGCGGUCUCGUUGUGGCCAUUUCUAUGUGCCUCCUGCUGUUGAGGGUGUCCGAGUUUUCAGAGUCGCAGGUUUCAAAUUCCUUAAGCUGAAUCGAGGGACUUGGCAUGCGGGGCCGCUGUUCAACGCUGACGCCAUGGGUUUCUACAAUCUAGAAUUGAGCAACACCAAUGUGGUUGAUCACACGACACACAGCUUCAUCCGUGAAAACGGAGUGGUCUUUUCCAUCAAUGACUAGUGUCUGUGUCUGCUUCUGUUUCGGCAUCUGCUGCCGCCGCCCUUACUGCAGAUUAUAUGUGUAAUUAUACUCUUUUCUGACAAAUUAACUCUUUAUAGCUUCAUGUGAAGCCCAUCAGCUGAUGAUAAAAGCAAACUCGGCUUUGAGCUUUGGAAAUUAAUUAAACUUCAGCAAACUUGAGAGCAUCACUACUUGUUUGCCACACUUCUU
Molecule: messenger RNA, 887 nt
Organism: Corylus avellana
Lineage: Eukaryota; Viridiplantae; Streptophyta; Magnoliopsida; Fagales; Betulaceae
Molecular function (GO): ureidoglycolate hydrolase activity
Source: RefSeq, a predicted model, not a curated record